AUGGCGGAGCGCGGAGUCUCGCUGCCGGACCAACUGGUGGGCUUUUCAAACUUCAAGCGCCAUAACCCCAAGACGGACCGCUUCGAGGUGCUGGAUUUCCACCACAUCGAGUUCUGGUGCGGCGACGCGACCAGCACGUCCGGCCGCUUCUCGUGGGGCCUCGGCAUGCCGCUCGUCGCGAAAUCCGACCUCACGACGGGUAACCCGACGUACUGCAGCUACGCUCUCAAAUCGAACGAUCUCGUGUUUGUCUUCUCCGCGCCGUACGGCGACCACGCGGCGGGGACGACGCCGGCGGCGGCGGCGGCGGCGGCGACGAACGGCGCGCCGAUGCCGUGGUUUGAGCGGCAGCAGGCGACGGAGUUCUUCGCGCGGCACGGGCUGGCGGUGCGCGCCGUGGGGGUGAAAGUGACGGACGCGCAGGCGGCGUAUGAGAUGAGCGUGGCGAACGGCGCGACGGGCGUGGUGCCGCCGACGAAGCUGGUGGACAGCAAGGACGGCGGGUCCGUGACUAUAUCCGAAGUGGCUCUAUACGGCGACGUGGUGUUGCGAUACGUCGCCCAGCACCCCUCCUACUCCGGCCCUUUCCUCCCCAACUACGCACCAGCCUCCAACGCCGUUUCCUCCUACGGCCUCACCCGUCUUGACCACGCUGUUGGCAACGUUCCCAAGCUCCUAGACGCUGUUCGGCAUAUUCUGAACUUCACGGGGUUCCAUGAAUUCGCGGAGUUUGUGGCUGCGGACGUGGGGACGCUGGAUAGUGGGCUGAACUCCAUGGUGCUUGCGAAUAACGCGGAGAAUGUGCUGUUUCCGAUCAACGAGCCGACGUUUGGGACGCCGCGGAAAUCGCAGAUUCAGACCUACCUGGAGCACAACGAAGGGCCAGGAUUGCAGCAUCUCGCGCUCUCGUGCACGGAUAUCAUCGCGACGCUUCAGGAGAUGCGUGCGCGGACGGAGCUGGGGGGGUUCGACUUCAUGCCGCGGCCGUCGGCGAAUUAUUAUAAGGAGCUGCCGAAGCGGAUUGGGCCGGAUAGCGGGCUGUCGGAGAAGCUUAUAAAGGAUUGUGAGACGCUGGGGGUGCUGGUGGAUAGGGACGAUCAAGGCGUGCUGCUGCAGAUUUUCACGCGGCCUGUGGGCGAUAGGCCCACACUGUUCCUGGAGAUCAUACAGCGUGUGGGGUGCAUGUACCCGGAGCUCUCCUCUCAUUGCCGCUUUGCCACCCAGCAGCACCUAUGGCUGCCUUCUGUCCGCCUCGCCCCUCGUACUGCCAAGCUCCCGAGUCGCCACGUCAAUGCCUCCGCCGCGAUUUUUCUUCCCGACCCGCUCCAGCCUGUAGGGCAGAAGGCGGGGCGGGAGGCGGAGCGGAAGGCGGAGCGGGGCAGUGGAGAGAGGUUGGGAGGGAUAAGGAUCGGCGAGGCGAACUGGGAGUUGGAGAAAAGGGAGGGGGAAGGAGGGAUGCGCGAUGGGGAGACGGGGGAGAUGGGGCACGGCGGGAGUGCAUGGCGGAACGCGGACGCGGAGCAAGCGGCGUGGCCCGUGCCGCGUGUGGUGGAGUCAACAGUGAUUCUUAAAGACUUCCUGGUGAGGGGGUGGAGAGCGGUGGGGUUGGGGAUGGAUGGAGAGCAGAGUGUGCGCAGAGACGUUCUCGCCCUCCCCUCCGGCCUCUCCUCUCCCUACCUCACAGUGUUUGCCCGCCCUCUUGCCGUUGCUGUGGUCGCCAUGACUGUUGAGAACAAGGUGGUGGUGAAUCAAGAGUACCGGCAUGCAGUGGGUGCGUACGUGCUGAGUCUGCCGGGGGGAGUGAUGGAUGCAGGGGAGACGCCGGAGCAGGCGGCAGUGCGGGAGCUUGAAGAGGAGACAGGGUUUGUGGGAAAAGGGGCAGAGGUCAUAGGCUCGUGCCGCUCACUCCCUGGGGUGUGGCAGCAGAAG
This is a messenger RNA of Closterium sp. Naga37s-1, 1929 nucleotides long. The record is from the annotation of a GenBank genome assembly. Lineage: Eukaryota; Viridiplantae; Streptophyta; Zygnematophyceae; Desmidiales; Closteriaceae.